Molecule: messenger RNA, 536 nt
Organism: Camelina sativa (false flax)
Lineage: Eukaryota; Viridiplantae; Streptophyta; Magnoliopsida; Brassicales; Brassicaceae
Source: RefSeq, a predicted model, not a curated record
CUUGCACCUCUCCUUCAUCUGGCUCGUCUCACUCUGCACUGUUUUUUUUUUUAACUUUGUUUUCUCAACCUCACUUAGGAAUUUGUACAAACACUUGGCGGCGUGCAAGUGAUUCAUAUUCGAAUUAGGCUAUAUGUGAUAUACUCAUGUUUCGAACCUUUUCGGUGAUUUCAGCUCUCCCAAUCUCUUCUCUGUUUCCAUAUCUAUAUUUCAUGAUCAAAGACUUUGGUAUUGCAAAACAAGAAGAAGAUAUUGGUUUCUAUGCUGGUUUUGUUGGAUCAUCAUUCAUGAUUGGAAGAGCUUUGACAUCUAUUUUCUGGGGCAAAUUAGCUGAUCGAUAUGGCCGCAAACCUAUUAUUCUUAUUGGGACUUUCUCAGUGAUCAUAUUCAAUACCCUAUUUGGUCUAAGCACAAGUUUCUGGCUUGCAAUUUCCUCUAGAUUUCUUCUCGGCUGCUUCAAUUGUCUACUUGGAGUUAUAAGGGCAUAUGCUUCAGAAGUCGUUAGUGAAGAGUACAACGCUCUUAGUCUUUCUGUU